UGUCAUUUUAGAUGUAGAUUUUUUAUAGUAGUGAACUAAAUUUCGCUUAUUUAAACUAUUUCGCGAAACAACGUUUACUUAGAAAAAUGGAACAGAAUACUAAGAAAACAUUUUAUAGGGUACGUGGACGAGACAGUAACGAACGUCUGCAUUCUCCGCUACAUGAAACUACUCAAAAAUUAAACAAAGCCUCUUCUAAAAAGGCAUCCGUAAAAGGAAAACCGUCAAUUUCUUCAAAGUCGUCGGCGGAGAGUAGAACAUCGACACGUUCAGGUUUUUCAGCAACAAAAAAAGCAAGAUUUUCUGAGACGUUAGAAGAUAAACUGCUUAACUUUCCACACUUACAGAAGGAAAAACAUGUACAGAAAGAUGUCGAAACAGCAGAAAAAAAAGAUAACAAUGAAGAAGUCUCUGAGAGAGAAGGACAGAAAGACAUGAAAGACGAUACGGCAACAACUAACUCAGAUCAGCAACAGGUCACUGAAGUGGAAACACAACAUAAAGAAAAAAAACCAAACGUCAAGUACGAGGAUUUAUUGAAACCAAAAAAAGAUAUAGCAAGAGGCAAAUUAAUAAGUGAAGCAGACAGGCCCAAACCAAAAACGCAAGAAGAAAAAACAACCGAAGAUUCAAAGACGGAUAAGGAGAAACUUCUAUCGCUGGCAAAAAAAGAUUAUUUGUCAAUAGAAAAUGAUAACCAAGACAGAAACAAAAUUUCUGAAUUAAAAGAAUUAAAAUUUGACACUAAGAUCACAAGAAAAGGAUCUGUAAUUCAAGAGACAAAAUUUGCACCCCAAGUUGGAAUGUCUUUAUCAUUAACAUUAGACAAAAAAGCGAAAUAUGAUUCUUUUGAAUUAGAUGAAGAGUCAACAAUGCUAACUUCUGAGGACUCAACUGACAAGAAAUUAAGGUUCGAAGAUGAUGAUCUAGCUGAAAAGAAAGAAAUAUCUAAAGGCAUGAGGUUCGAAUAUGGACAAUGUCCAAAAACUUGUGAAAGGUUUCUAAAUAUUGAAGACUAUGCAAAAAUAUUUGUAGAUGACAUUGCUGAAACUGCAAUGACCAAAGAAAAAAAUGCUGCUCGCCAAUCGUCGACGAAAGUAGUUGAAGGAAUUGAAUACACUGUUCACGACAGUAAUGAAAGUUCAACGAUUUCAAGUAUUGGCACGUACGUAUGCAUUUUGGAGUGGCCUACCAUUGAAGAAUUUACGAUCCAAAUUGGUACAUAUAAAGUUAAUGAAUAUGUAUCAUACUGGAAAUUUGAAGAAAAGUGGAAAUACUGUGUUAACUACUUAGAGGGAAUUAGCGACAGUGUUUGUGACUUUUAUCGCUAUGAAGCAACUUUCAGUCUGCCGUGCAAGCAAUAUCCUAUUGCACAGGCUACAGCUAGUGUAUAUUUUACAUUUGAAGUUUCCAGAAUCAGACCUCCACAUUGUCUUGUUGAUAUGUAUUAUUGGUUUGAGGGGCAGAGAUCAAUACACAAACCUGGAAAUUUUACGUUUCAAGAAGAGCGAUUAUUUAACAUUGUUGAUGCAAAAAUUAAAUUUUACAAAACUUUAACAUUUUGAAAAAAUUGUAACUUUAUAAUACUACACUUUGGUCAUUCAAAUGCUGUCAAAAUAAAAUUUACU
Molecule: messenger RNA, 1628 nt
Organism: Zophobas morio
Lineage: Eukaryota; Metazoa; Arthropoda; Insecta; Coleoptera; Tenebrionidae
Exons: 4
Coding region: 87-1565 (492 amino acids)
Cellular component (GO): cAMP-dependent protein kinase complex
Molecular function (GO): protein kinase A regulatory subunit binding
Source: RefSeq, a predicted model, not a curated record